UGAUUCUCGCCUCCACCUUUCGCAAAAUUAAAGACAUCCAAGAUGGCGUGCAUUCUAAAUUGGGAAGAUGCGCGUGCCCAGCUGAAGAAGAUGAGAGACGAAAAUAUCCGAGACAGCGCCGAGGUGGUGGAUCUCUGGGAUCGCGUCUUGUUCGACUUUAGUUACAAAUUAGGAGAUGAAAUUUGGAUUGUCUAUGAGCAAGUCUGUAUUGCAGCGAUGGACACUGCGAAUUUCGAAGUUGCUGAUUAUUGUCUGGAAGCCUUACAGAACCAAUUCCCAAACAGUUUACGAAUAAGAAAAUUAAUUGGAAUGAAACUGGAGGCAUUAGACAGAUAUGACGAGGCGGUGUUACGAUAUAAAGCAGUAUUAGAGGAAGACGAGACUAAUUCAGUUGUGAGAAAACGUAUCAUUGCCGUGUUAAAAGCUCAAAAUAAAAUACCAGAAGCAAUAAAGGAACUGAAUAAAUAUCUAGAACUCUACAUGGCAGACUACGAGGGGUGGAUGGAGCUGUGUGACCUCUACCUGGCUGAGAUGGAUUAUGCUAAGGCUUCGUUCUGCCUGGAGGAGUUGAUCCUAUCAAAUGCCCAUAAUCAUCUUUAUCAUCAGAAAUACGCUGAGAUCAAGUACACCCAAGGUGGUGCAGAUAAUAUGGGUCUAGCACAGACAUACUUCUCGCAAGCAGCCAAGUUAAACCCGAAUAAUAUGAGAGCUUUGUUUGGACUCUUUAUGGCGGCUACAAAUCUUGCAACAACAUCUAAAAAUUCCCGAACAAGAAAAGACAGCAUUAAAUACGCUGCUUGGGCAGCAGAACAGAUUUCAGCAAAAUACCAGGGUCGACUGCCAGAAGAACAGACACAGCAGGUGAAUGCCUUAGAGAGUAUGCUGACCUCACUGCAGAUUACACAGACUGGGUCAGGUUAGCCAACUUGAUGAGGAUGGCUGUGGUAUGCUGACCUCACUGCAGAUUAUAUAGACUGGGUCAGGUUAGCCAACUUGAUGAGGAUGGCUGUGGUAUGCUGACCUCACUGCAGAUUAUAUAGACUGGGUCAGGUUAGCCAACUUGAUGAGGAUGGCUGUGGUAUGCUGACCUCACUGCAGAUUAUAUAGACUGGGUCAGGUUAGCCAACUUGAUGAGGAUGGCUGUGGUAUGCUGACCUCACUGCAGAUUAUAUAGACUGGGUCAGGUUAGCCAACUUGAUGAGGAUGGCUGUGGUUGGCCACAUUGUUUGAGGAUCAUUAUGGUUGGCCAGCUUUGGACACAUUCCUGUUACCAGCUAGCUGAGAGUUCUCAAGUGAACUUGAGGUUGACUGAUUUGAUGAGAAACAUUCUGGUUGGUUGUCCAAUCUGAUGAGGAUACUGCCAGGUUCUUGUGGCUAUUUCUAUGUAGGCCAUCAUAUCAUGUUGAUAAUGGGAGGGGUAGGAUAUUAUUAUCUUCUUGAUGAAGGCCAACUUUGCCAUUCUCAUUUUGGAUUUUGGUCAUCACUUGUGCGAUCCUUCAUAAGUGUUUUCACAUAGUAUGUGUAUUCAUUAUGCAUUUUAAAUAAAUUACGUCUAGCUAUUGUU
Lineus longissimus is the source of this 1564-nucleotide messenger RNA. Its product is annotated as ER membrane protein complex subunit 2-like. The record is from RefSeq and is a predicted model, not a curated record. Gene Ontology annotation, cellular component: EMC complex. The transcript is spliced from 10 exons. Lineage: Eukaryota; Metazoa; Nemertea; Pilidiophora; Heteronemertea; Lineidae. Gene Ontology annotation, biological process: protein folding in endoplasmic reticulum. The coding region runs from base 43 to 921 and encodes 292 amino acids. Gene Ontology annotation, molecular function: protein binding.